Molecule: messenger RNA, 3227 nt
Organism: Rhododendron vialii
Lineage: Eukaryota; Viridiplantae; Streptophyta; Magnoliopsida; Ericales; Ericaceae
Product: receptor-like serine/threonine-protein kinase SD1-8
Exons: 6
Coding region: 438-2933 (831 amino acids)
Biological process (GO): recognition of pollen; protein phosphorylation
Molecular function (GO): ATP binding; protein serine/threonine kinase activity
Source: RefSeq, a predicted model, not a curated record
CGUUAAUGUGUUGUCACUCUGUGGUUAAAAGCUCCAGAAGAUCUGGAAAGAGAAAAUGUGGAGAGAGGAUACGCCAACGACCCAACACUGGAGAGUCACUAUUCACCAACUACUCAAUGAAAAUCACUAGUCAGUCUAGUCUUAUAUGGUGAUGAUCCUAGAAGGUUGGUUUGUUGACUUAUGGUUCAUAACAUGCCAGUGGAAACGUGUUAAUUAUUGGUCUACAUUUUGAAUUUGGUUCUUGACUUGCUUCAAGGGAAGUUACCUGGAAGAACCUAUUUUAUGGUCCCAGACGAGGCCAAAGACCCAACGCUUUAGGAAAAUGACUAUAACUGAUUUUUCAAAGGCGGUAUUCGAUGACUUUUCCUUAGUCUGGUUGAUUAAAUGGGCAUAAUCUGAGUCUGGAAAUCUAACUGCCAACACCGAUAAUUCGAGGGAUGACAAAUUUCGGUCGUCCUGUUUGCUUCUUGUUCUUUUCGUUUUCGGUAUUUGCCAAUGCCUUGAGAGAUACAAUCUUACAAGGACAGUCAGUCACAACCCCAACCACCAUCACAUCUUCUGGAAAUGUAUUUGAGUUGGGAUUCAUUACUCCUGGGCAAGGGGACUCCACAACAAGCAGUCAUCUGAGUAUUUGGUACAAAAGAGUUUCAUUGCGAACUGUUGUUUGGGUAGCCAACAGGGAUAACCCUCUCACAGGUUCCUCCAAGGUUCUCACCAUAGAGGCGGAUGGAAACCUGGCGAUACUGGAUGGAAGACUUUCUUACAAGGUGUCUAACAUAUCAUCAAGUGGAAACACUAGUGCUACCCUUUUGGAUUCAGGAAAUCUGGUUUUGAUUGAUAGGAGAUCCGGCAAUUUACUAUGGCAGAGCUUUGACUACCCUUCAAAUACUUUCUUGCCCGGAAUGAAGCUUGGUUAUGAUAAGAGAAAUGGAAAAACUUGGUCUUUGUCAGCAUGGAAAAGCUAUGAAGACCCAGGCCCUGGAGUUUUCUCUUUUGCACAUGGUCCUCAAGGGCUUAAGGAUUUUCGGAUCCUGAAAGGGUUUGAAACGUAUUGGACUAGUGGGUCAUGGAACGGACAAUUUUUUUCUCUGGUUCCUGAAAUGACCUUAAACUAUUUGUACAACUUCUCCUAUGUUUCCAAUGACAGUGAGAGCUAUUUCACUUACUCUAUGUACAAUUCCUCGAUAAUUAGUAGAUUGGUGUUGGAUACAUCAGGGCAAAUAAAGCAGCUUACAUGGCUUGAAAGCACAGGUGAAUGGAUCCUAUUUUGGGCUCAGCCGAGGCAGCAGUGUGACGUUUACGCCUACUGCGGGGCUUUUGCAACCUGCAAUCAAAUCAUUCCACUGUUUUGCAACUGUAUUAACGGUUUUGAACCCAAUUCUGUAGGAGAUUGGAAUGCAGGUGACAUGUCUGGAGGGUGUGUGAGGAAAGCGCCUUUGCAGUGUGGCAAUGAUAGUGCAGUUAAUGGGCGGAAAGACCAGUUCCUUCGCAUAUCUAAAGUACAAUUGCCUGCCAAUUCAAUAGUACUCUCACAAGUUAAAAGUGUUGGAGACUGUAAAUCGGCUUGCUUUAGUAACUGCUCAUGCUCUGCCUAUACUUAUAGUGUCAGAGAUGGUGGGUGUUCCAUAUGGGGUAACGAGCUCUUGAACAUGGUACAGCUGAACGAUUUUGGCACUGAGAGAAGAGAUUUCUAUCUAAGACUUGCUGCUUCUGAGUUUCCUAGCAAGGGCAAGGGUAAAUGGAUUAUUAUAGCCCCUGCAGUUCUCCUGAUGCUGCUGGCUACCGUUGGCUUCUUUUAUUGCUUGAGGAGGCGAAAGUUACAAAACAAAGCAGGGGAGGAUUUGGUGUUAUUUGAUCUUGGCACAAGCAUUGGAGCUGCCGGUUGUAAACUGAAUGAAGCUGGCAAUUGUCAUACCGGUAAAAAGAAAGAAGUUGAUUUGCCAUUGUUCAGUUUCGCAAGUGUAUCAGUUGCCACUGAUAACUUCUGUGAUGCAAAUAAGCUCGGAGAGGGUGGUUUUGGACCUGUUUACAAGGGGAAGCUACAAAAGGGGGAUGAAGUGGCUGUGAAAAGGCUUUCAAGAAAGUCUCGACAAGGAUUGGAGGAAUUACAAAAUGAGGCAUUGCUCAUAGCAAAACUUCAACACAAAAAUCUUGUGAGACUAUUGGGCUGCUGCAUUGCUAAAGAUGAAAAGAUUUUGAUCUAUGAAUACAUGCCCAAUAAAAGCUUGGAUUUCUUCCUUUUUGAUCCAAUCAAAUAUGGGAUACUUGACUGGGAGUCACGUGUUAACAUUAUUGAAGGAAUUGCUCAAGGGCUUCUCUAUCUUCAUCAGUAUUCCAGGUUACGAAUUAUCCACAGAGAUUUGAAAGCUAGCAAUAUUCUCUUGGAUAAAGAUAUGAACCCGAAAAUAUCUGAUUUUGGGAUGGCAAGGAUUUUUGGGGGAAAUGGAUCACAAGCGACAAAUCGAAUUGUCGGCACUUACGGCUAUAUGGCACCGGAAUACGCCUCGGAUGGUCUCUUCUCAAUCAAAUCGGAUGUCUUUAGCUUUGGAGUCUUGUUGCUAGAGAUUUUGAGUGGCAAAAAAAAUACAGGCUUUUAUAAUACUAACUCCCUCAAUCUUCUUGGAUAUGCAUGGGACUUGUGGAAGAGCGGCAGGGGAGAGCACAUAAAGGAUCCAAUAUUGCAAGAUAUAUCUUCUACAAAUAUGCUGCUGAGAUACAUAAAUAUAGCAUUGCUUUGCGUCCAAGAAAGUGCUGCUGAUAGGCCUACCAUGUCGGAUGUCGUAUCGAUGCUUAGCAAUGAACUUAUGCUUCUAGCCUCUCCUAAACAACCUGCGUUUUCAACUAGUAGAAGCGUGCCAGAUCGAAAUUCAAGCAAACCAUUCGAAAUUUGUUCAAUAAAUGAUGUGACAGUCUCAAUUUUGGAAGCUCGAUAACUGCUCAGACUUCCAUCUCACAGUCACAUUCAUGGUAUUGUCAUGGUUAUUUCCAAGGAGAUAUUCAUUUUACUAUUCUUAAGUAGAAUGGAAGUAGCUAGAAAACUUGUUGAGCUAUAGUGUAGUGGUGUUGAGAAAGCCCUUUCGAAAGUAAAGGAGUCCAAGGCAUUGUUGAGCAUGUUUUCACAUGUUACAUCUGUUCUUCUCCUGGAACGCUAUAUCCUGAAAAUUAAAACCAUUUUGUUUGUCGGGUACAGUAUGCUGCCAAUGAAAGAAGGCAAGUCUUAUUUUCUG